This is a messenger RNA of Trypanosoma theileri, 1050 nucleotides long. RefSeq lists its product as uncharacterized. NCBI's taxonomy places the organism in Eukaryota, Euglenozoa, Kinetoplastea, Trypanosomatida, Trypanosomatidae. The annotation marks the transcript as partial. The record is from RefSeq and is a predicted model, not a curated record. The transcript has a single exon.
GCCGGCGGUGCGCUGCGUGUACGCCCCGCUGCUGAGAGCGAGUGGCUCACAUGCGGUGCGGGCAGCCGUGUGUCUGCAUGUGGGAAGUACGCAGACCUCUGCAGCCAGCAGCGUACAGCAAGAGCAGCAACAACAACAACAAUUAUUGGUACUACUACUGUUAAUGCUAAUGAUGGACAGCCAAAGGCGGUGAUGGCUAAUGCUGUGGAAUGGAGUGAUUUGUUUAUAACAGCAAGCCGAGAUCAUCAGUGUCGGGUGAAGAAUGAUACUAAAAUUCAUAAUUUAAAUUGUUCGGCGUAUAAGAAAGCUCGUAUAAUUGAUGGAGUUUCGGAUCCUACUCCCGAUUUGACACCGGCGCAGGCUGCUGAAAAGAAACCGGGUGCUCCUCAACCACUUGGGGAAGAAGUGCGUUUGGUAGAAGAGGCAGUACGUGCACAAGAUCGUUCUUUAACUGAGGUCCCAUCACUUACUACGUCUACAGUGACCCAUUCAGAUCCUGUAAUCAUCAAGAACAAUCCUUUAAUAGCAUCUCCCAUUGCAGCUUCAGAUGAGCCAGGUAAUGGAGAAACAGGAACAGGUGCGACACCAACGCCACGUCAAACUCAUGGGUCUACUACAGCACCACAAAGUGACAACGAAGCGCCGAAUAAGGGUAACAGUGCGCCUGCCGUGCCAGACUCACGAGGAACCAGUUCCACUACUCCGCCGAGAACAGAAAAUCAAAUAACAGAACAAAAUACUCCCACAGAGAGUAAUAGUUCACCUGGCAGCUCAAAUCCUACACAGCAACCAUCUCCUGCAGGUACGACUUCCAAAUCAGGCUCAGAAGAAACCACUUCCACUACUCCGCCGCUCCCGAAGAACACUGUCAGUGAAGCACCAUCCAUCACUCCUUCUCCUGUUUCCAUAAGCGACUCAGAGUUCAGCAGCAGCAGCGCUCCCACUGUACAUAACAAAGCUAAUGUUGACAGCAGUAUCAGUCCUGUGUGGAUGCGCACUGCAGCACCGCUGCUGAUUGUGGCUGUGUUGGUCUCCGUUACUGUGUACUGA